Cinclus cinclus is the source of this 1410-nucleotide messenger RNA. It is a transcript of the gene GABRR3, whose product is annotated as gamma-aminobutyric acid type A receptor subunit rho3. Gene Ontology annotation, biological process: nervous system process; regulation of membrane potential; signal transduction. The record is from RefSeq and is a predicted model, not a curated record. Gene Ontology annotation, molecular function: neurotransmitter receptor activity; GABA-A receptor activity; extracellular ligand-gated monoatomic ion channel activity. Bases 1 to 1410 code for a protein of 469 amino acids. The transcript has 9 exons. Gene Ontology annotation, cellular component: GABA-A receptor complex; neuron projection; membrane. NCBI's taxonomy places the organism in Eukaryota, Metazoa, Chordata, Aves, Passeriformes, Cinclidae.
AUGGUCCUGGUCAUGAAACUUCUGUUCCUCACCUGCCUAUGGCCAACAGCAGUGCUACACAGUUCUCACAGUCAGCAUCACCGUCUUCAUCGUCGGCAACAAAUGUCAUUCUCAAGAAAACAUAACAGCAAACGAGAAAUUAAAAUGAGGAAACUUGACAGCACAAAGGUCCGACCACUUAAAUCUGAGCAGCUUCUUCACAUAGAGGACCAUGACUUUGCACUGAGACCUGGAUUUGGAGGGUCACCAAUACCUGUGGGCAUUGAUGUGCAGGUGGAGAGCAUUGACAGCAUAUCUGAAGUAGACAUGGACUUCACAAUGACUUUGUAUCUCAGACACUACUGGAAGGAUGAGAGACUCUCAUUCCGUAGCAACAAAAACAAAAGUAUGACUUUCGAUGGACGGCUGAUAAAAAAGAUCUGGGUACCUGAUGUGUUUUUUGUGCACUCCAAAAGAUCUUUCAUCCAUGAUACAACUGUGGAAAACAUCAUGCUCCGAGUGUACCCCGAUGGCAACGUCCUCUUCAGUCUGAGAAUAACAGUUUCUGCUAUGUGCUUCAUGGAUUUCAGUAGGUUUCCUCUGGACACACAGAACUGUUCUUUAGAACUGGAAAGCUAUGCAUACAAUGAAGAUGAUCUCAUGUUGUACUGGAAACAUGGCAACAAGUCCCUGAGCACAGAUGAGCACAUCUCCCUCUCCCAGUUCUUCAUUGAGGAAUUCAGUGCUUCCAGUGGACUAGCUUUUUACAGCAGUACUGGUUGGUACAAUCGGCUUUUUAUCAACUUUGCACUCCGCAGACAUAUUUUCUUUUUUGUGCUACAAUCCUAUUUCCCAGCCAUGCUGAUGGUCAUGCUGUCUUGGGUUUCCUUUUGGAUUGAUAGAAGAGCUGUUCCUGCCAGGGUGUCAUUAGGUAUAACUACAGUGCUGACAAUGUCGACCAUCAUGACAGGAGUAAGUGCCUCAAUGCCUCAAGUGUCUUACAUAAAGGCUGUGGAUGUGUAUUUAUGGAUCAGCUUCCUUUUUGUCUUCCUGUCAGUCAUCGAGUAUGCAGCGGUGAACUAUCUCACCACAAUUGAGGAGAGAAAACAACUCAAAAAAAGGGGCAAGACUUCAGGAAUGUACAGCAUGGAUGCAGUACAAGCAAUGGCUUUUGACGGCUGCUUCCACGACACGGAUGUGGACAUGGACCUGACUCCCUUCCCAGACCACUGUGAGUUGAACGAGACCAGGGCAAGUCAAACCAACAUCUCCAAUGCAGACACACCUCGCUUGAAGAGGAAGAGAUCUCUGAAGGGAAACGUGGGCAGGAUUAUUUUACAGAACAAUCAUGUUAUCGACACGUAUUCCAGGAUUAUAUUUCCCAGUGUAUAUAUUGUGUUCAACUUUUUUUACUGGGGUUUGUACAUAUGA